Manihot esculenta (cassava) is the source of this 1186-nucleotide messenger RNA. RefSeq lists its product as uncharacterized. The transcript has 7 exons. The coding region runs from base 163 to 876 and encodes 237 amino acids. Lineage: Eukaryota; Viridiplantae; Streptophyta; Magnoliopsida; Malpighiales; Euphorbiaceae. The record is from RefSeq and is a predicted model, not a curated record.
CUGUCUCAAUCAGUACUUUUAAAUUUUCAGUUAGUUUGAAAUUCAAUUAAUUCCUCUCUAUCUUCCAUUUUGCUUUUCUUCUUCUUUUUCUCUUCAAAUAUUAUGCUCUCAGUUGCCAUUCUUCUCAUUCAUUUGCACAUUCACUGAGGUUUGUGCUGAAAAAUGGCAAGACGAAGAGUUAAAAAGACGGUAAAAGAAGCUGCAUCCUCACCACCUGAGUCUACUGUUAAUGGCAAUCGCCCCCAAAUUCAAAACAAAGAAACACAAGUGCCAUUGAUAGACCAGGAAGUUGAGCGCCAAAGUGCUGCAAUUAGGGCUAUGCGUGAUGUGGAAAUUGAACAUUCUCUAACUGGGUUGCGUUUGCUCCGCUCAUAUUUUAACGAGGAACAACUGCAAACCCCUGUUCUCCAAUUCUUCAAAGAAAACCUUCCGAAUUUAUCCAUCAUAAAAAAUGGCGAGAACUUCGAAGUGCAGUGGAAUGAAAAAGAUGAUAAUUUAUCUAUGAGCCAAGCUCCUGGCGGAAGAGACUUUCAUGCUUCUCUUUUACAUCGUUUGUCCAUAGCUUAUUCUGACUGCUCUGUCAUCCCAUCUCUUCAUGGCUUUGAAUUAUCAAGUGAUGCAGUAAGAACCAGCCUGUUGGGUGUUGACAAUCUGCAUAUAAGGGACUUCGGUUUGGAGGGGCCAUGUGAUUCUCAGAUGUUUGGGGACGGUCUGCGAACUCCUGGGGUGAGCAGCCAGAGGUUGUCUAUGGGAAUGACACCUAAGACUCUAAGGCUGCCAAAACCUGGUGAGAUGCUUCUCUCUGUCCGUGGUUCACCACUUGGUGUCUACAAGGAAGAUAACAUGGAAGCCAUACAUGAAUCAGAAGAGGGUUGAUUGGCUUCAUGCCAUUCAAUUAAGAGAGAAAAAAUAUGAAGACUUGCCAGUAGAAGCUUGGUCUGAAUGUAUUUCCAUUACCUGGCUAUUAUGUAAGAAGUUGUACUUCUUCCAACGUGCAGUUGUCUUCCUGUGUAACCAUAAUCCUUGAUCUUGCAAUUCAAGGAUCUCAAAUCAACUCAUUAGAUGCUUUAUUAUUUACUGAGAGUUGGAUAUUUCAACAACUGUAAUAGAACGGCAUAUCUUCAAUUUGUAGUUAAUCUUGCUCUUGCAAAUAAGUGUCUAUUUAAACUUCCCUCUGUUUACUUUA